Messenger RNA from Homarus americanus (American lobster), 2636 nucleotides. Its product is annotated as glutamate receptor ionotropic, delta-1-like. Lineage: Eukaryota; Metazoa; Arthropoda; Malacostraca; Decapoda; Nephropidae. Gene Ontology annotation, molecular function: glutamate-gated receptor activity. The transcript is spliced from 11 exons. Gene Ontology annotation, cellular component: membrane. The record is from RefSeq and is a predicted model, not a curated record. Bases 352 to 1920 code for a protein of 522 amino acids.
CGAGUGUGGCAGCGACCAGACGAGGAGGAGGAGGCGAGGCAUCUGGUCGGGGAGGUGGUAGAGAGGGAGCUAGGCAGGUGUUCCUUAGUCGUAUUACAUGAUUCACACCCUGUGCUCACUCCCUUACCACCGCCCCUCCGCCACCACUCUCUGGGCCUCUCACUCGUUCACCUCCUCACCCUCGACCCUCCAACUGUGUUUGAACUCAAGAGUAACGUGCAGGUCAACGAUACGAGGGUGUGCCGUGGCGUGGUGGUGGUGGCGCGGGGCAGGACGUGGCGUAGGUUGCAGGACAGGGUAGCAGGAAGGGCAGCGGCGUGGGCAGGCUACGCUAACACCUUCAUCCUGCUUAUGUCUGACGAAGGCUACGACGGAGUGGAUAGUCCAGGAAUCACCUCCAUCCUUCUCCACCCAGAUUUCAGGUUUGGCGUACAUGUGGUGGGUGCCGAGAGAGACGGUGAGAGGAACUGGUCCUUAUAUGGCACUAAAUUAUGCUCUGGGUCGUCUAGGCACUCUGUCAUAUACCUGGACACCUGGCACUAUUCUUCUGGCUUCAGGCAGGAGGUAACACUCUUCCGUCAGGACAUGAACGACCUGCAGGGGUACGACUUCGCUGUGGCGGCUCUUCCUUACUCCCCCUUCAUCAUGACCAACGACCCUUCCUUACCAGGACCCGGCACGUACCGGGGCCUGGAGGUGUUCCUGCUAGACACUCUGGCUGAGGCGAUCAACUUUACCUACCAUUACGUGGCCCCUAAAGACAAUCAGUGGGGGAGGCUGACGAAGAACGGUACUUGGACAGGUAUGAUAGGUAUGGUUGUGUACGAAGAGGCUGACUGGGCGGUGAGUGACAUUACCUUUAGUCCACAGCGGGAAGCUAACGUCGACUUCUGCCAGACUUUUAUUUACGACGCUUCUGAACUGGUCACUCCUAAGGCUCAGCCCCUACCUAGAUGGCUCAGUCCCGUCAGGCCCUUCACGUGGGAGGUGUGGCUGGCAGUGGUAGCGUCCAUGGUGCUGGCUGGGCCCUUCCUGUGGGGUCUGGCCAAGUACUGUCACGGGGCCCACCGUCCUCACGUCGCCUGGUUCCUGCAGUUUGAUAAUGCUCUUCUGUUUAUACUUGAGCCAUUGUUCCAGCGCGGCACCAAGUAUGACAUCAGGGAGACGCCAGGACGAGUGUUUGUCGGGUGUUGGCUGGUGUUCACUAUGAUCGUGGGGAUCUCCUACUCCUCCUCCCUCACCUCCUUCCUUAUCAUGCCAGGCCUCCAGAGUCCUAUUCAGGAUCUCCGCCAACUGGUCACCUCCGACAUUGGCUGGGCUAAGGUAUACUUCGGCGGGGUACAAAGCGCCCUCCUAGAACAAGCACAGGAUCCAGUGUUAAUCGCGCUGAGGGAAGGAGUCCAGUGGCGGGACUCCCUUGAGGGUAUACUGAAGGACGUGGUGAAGGGGACACUAGCCACCUGGGACAACAGCAUCACGACGAGGCUCCUGGUGGCUGUUAAAUACACGGAUAGAAAUGGCCAGCCUCUCGUUCACCUGCCGGGGUUCGAACUUCUGCAGGAGAGGAUCGCUUGGCCCAUGCAGCAGUACGCGCCAUACAAGAGGAGCUUCGACAAGUACAUCAACAGGGUGGUUCAGGCCGGCAUAGUGGAGGAGUGGUUACAGGAGAUCAUCUUCCAGGAGCAGAGUCUGUUGAGGAAGGAGAGGAUGGAGACUAGCGGUGUUGGAGAUAGUGUUGGAGGAGGCAGUACUGAGGGAGGAGGUCAGGUGAUACUCUCCCUCGAACACUUCCAGGGACCUUUUUACGUUCUCCUGUUGGGGUUCCUCGCUGGCGCCCUCGUUCUGGUCCUAGAGUUAGGUACUUAUGCCCUUCUUGGUGGUGGUGGUGGUUUAUGGCGUCCAGGGUAUAAACGAUCGUAGUCAGUGUGGUCAAUAAGGAGGAAGAACGUUCGCUUGUGAUUCUUCUAGUGGUUAUUUUUUAGUUAUGUUAUUUUUUUGUUAUUUGUUUACACUUUAACGUCAUCUUCAAUAUAAAAAAAAUCUAAUGCCCAUCUUAUAAACGAUCAACGCCAGUGCAGGCAGAAGACAGGAGAACUUUGGCUUGAGGUCCUUCCAGAGCUCAUUUUUAAGUCCUGUUGGAGCUUCUAGCCUUUGAGAUCUUCGAUAGCUUCUUCUUCAGUACUUAAUUCUGACGUCCAUGACAUAGAUCGAUCGCCAGUGCGGGCAGAAUGCGGAUAAACGUUCGUGUAGUGUUGUCUCAGGGUUGUUCAUCAGUCUUCCAUUUAAAGCUGCUGACCGUAACUAAAAACAAGAACAAAUGAUCUAAAUAAUUAACGUGUUUACAUUCUUUUAUUUCAAUCAUUUCGACACUGAACAAAAUGUCUUCCAAAUUUUUUUUUAUUAACAAUAUUCCAGUAUCAAUAGUUCUAUAUAUAUAUAAUUACUUACCGAUGUUAUUAGUUAAUGAAAUAUAGAUUAAUUGAGUGAAGAAAGGAUAAGGGAAAGAUAAGAGGUAAGGUGAGAUAAGGUAAGGUAAGGUACUCAUUCUUUACUGCAUGUGUACAAAAAAUUCGUUCUGGUAUGUUUGGGAAAAUAUUAUCACAAUGUUUAAUUAAUUAGCAGGAUAUAAAAAGAUU